Acanthosepion pharaonis is the source of this 1089-nucleotide messenger RNA. NCBI's taxonomy places the organism in Eukaryota, Metazoa, Mollusca, Cephalopoda, Sepiida, Sepiidae. The record is from the annotation of a GenBank genome assembly.
AUGGAGUCGACGAGUGCUCGUGAAGACAAGAAAUUUGGGGCACGAGGAAGGUGGGUGAUGACGAAAGGUGGAAUAUAUAAAUCUGUUCCUAUCUAUCUAUCUAUCUAUCUAUCUAUCUAUCUAUCUAUCUAUCUAUCUAUCUAUCUAAAUCUGUUCCUAUCUAUCUAUCUAUCUAUCUAUCUAUCUAUCUAUCUAUCUAGUGGCGUCUGGAGAACCAGUCAGAAUAAAACUCACUAUUCAUUCGUAAUGCUGAGAUGCCGUAUUUUUAUUUCUGGUAACAAUUUUUUAUCUAUCUAUCUAUCUAUCUAUCUAUCUAUCUAUCUAUCUAUCUAUCUAUCUAUCUCAUAUCGCAUUCCGUUCGUUGUCUCACCAAACACACACAACGGUGCGAAGGUGACUCUUUCUUUAUAUUUGUUCUUGUUUUAUUUUAUUACAAUUUUGUAUGUUUUUUCUUUCUUUCCUUUUUUCUUUUACUUUUCUUUUUCUUCUUUUCUUUUUUCUUCAUUUCAUUUUCAUUUUCUUUUCUUUCUUCUUUUUCUUUUCUUCUUUUUCUUUUCUUUUUCUUCUUUUUCAUUUUCUUUUCUUUUACAUUUCUUUUUCUUUUUUCUUUUUCUUUUCUUCUUUUUCAUUUUCUUUUCUUUUCUUUUUCUUCUUUUUUCAUUUUCUUUUCUUUUACAUUUCUUUUUCUUUUUUCUUUUUUUUUUCUUCUUUUUCAUUUUCUUUUCUUUUCUUUUUCUUUUCUUUUUCUUCUUUUUUCAUUUUCUUUUCUUUUACAUUUCUUUUUUCUUUUUCUUUACUUCAUUUUCAUUUUCUUUUCUUUUUUCUUUUUCUUUUUUCAUUUUCUUUUCUUUUUUCUUUUUCUUUUUUCUUUUUCUUUUUCUUCUUUUCUUUUUUCUUCAUUUCAUUUUCGUUUUCUUUUCUUUUUUACAUUUCUUUUUUCUUUCAAUUUUGUGUUUUUCUUUCUUUCCUUUUUCUUUUCUUUUACUUUCUUUUUCUUUCUUCAUUUCUUUUUUGUCUUUUUCUUUUUUCGUUUUCUUUGCUUUUACAUUUCUUUUUCCUUUUUCCUUUUUUACUUUUUCUUUUACUUAA